Saccoglossus kowalevskii is the source of this 2663-nucleotide messenger RNA. RefSeq lists its product as uncharacterized. Gene Ontology annotation, molecular function: serine-type endopeptidase inhibitor activity. Lineage: Eukaryota; Metazoa; Hemichordata; Enteropneusta; Harrimaniidae. The record is from RefSeq and is a predicted model, not a curated record.
CGCGACACCAAUUGAUAAUAGGCGAAUAGUUAGCAGAGACAGCAGAGACUGCGUAUAGCACGAUAAGACGUCGGAUUUAUCUGUUUUUAUUGGACUUGAUUUUUUAUUCCGGAAAGUUCUAUAUCAUCGGAAGAUUAUAUGAACUGUAUAGCUAUGAAGUGUGCUGUUGUUUUAACGUGGGUUAUUACAUUCUUGACCUUGACGGACAGUGCCGUGCUGCGGGGCAAGAUUCUCAAAACAAAGACUGUCACCAGAAGACAGAUGGGCGAUCCAUAUGCCGGGGACGUGAUAAAAGUGGCCAUUGUAGAGACUGUGAUGUGUUGGCCGGACGCUGAAGAAUUCUGCGAAGGUGAGGGCGGUAUGCUUCUGAAAAUAACAGAUACUGAUGUAGAGCACGAGCUUGAAGAUUUUCUCGACGGCGACGAAGAAUUGAUAGACCGGGAAUUUUGGCUAGGGGCCAACGACAUGAACGAGAAUGGAAAAUUUGUGUUUCCCGACGGAAGUGACGUCGGUUAUUGGCAUGGUACCGACAUUCCAACAAAAGAGAGUGAAGGUAAAUGUGUAGCUCUCAGCCCCCAUGGAGGUGGUAGCUUUACGUGGGAGGUACGACCCUGUUCCGAAGAGAAGUCAUAUCUUUGCGAACUGCCAAUGGAUGAUGACGACAUGGACUUUUCUUCAUCAAGUGUUUAUGAACCCGUGCCAGACGAGUGUGUCAACGGAGAGUCCCCGGUUGACUGCGACUCAAACCCUUGUGAUGAAGCAACCUGCCCAGCUUACCCCGAUGCUAAGUGCAGUUUGAAUAAUUGCGGUGGAUGUUUUGCCUUUUUCUUCGACACUUAUGGAGCUAUUUUAGACUGUGGAGAAAAGUCGUCAUCCGAGGAGUCUUCUGAGACAACUGUAUCAUGUGACAAACAGGACUGUGAAGGCAUUGAUCUGUGUGGAAGAGAAACGUGUACGGUCUAUCCUGAUGCCGAAUGCAUACCCAAUGAGUGCGGUACCUGCUGCGCCGAUUGGUAUUACGAUGGAAAGUUGGUCGAUUGUGACGAUGCUUGUUGUAUGCCGGCUGAAAAGGGUGGAUGCGAAGACAGUAUUGAAAGGUACUUCUACAAUUGUGAGACGAAAAAAUGUGAGACGUUCGAGUGGAGUGGUUGCGAUGGUAACGACAAUAACUUCAAAACGGAAGAAGAAUGCCACCUUGAAUGCGCAAUUUGGGAAACGGAAGCGCCAAAACCAUGCAGCAGAAGAUAGAAUUGUAUAAAUAGUACAUCAUUUACAACAAUAUUUAAACUGCACUAGGAAAUCCAUUUUGAUAGUAAACGUUCAUGUUUAAGUUAUCUAAUAUGCUGGGUCGUGGUCAUACUUAGUGGGUACUUUCAGUUAACCAUCUGUGUUCUCAUAGUUACAUAAACGGUGAAUAUAAAAAAAAUAUUAUUCAUAUGCAGAUUAGAGUAUAUUUAAUUUGACAAUUGUUACAACAAAUCAAUAAUAUUAUUGAUUGAUUACAUUAGUGAUCGACAGUAUCAGGAACAAAAAGGUUUGAAUUUUGAGGCAAAUUUUAGAUAACAUAUGCUUGCUUACAGAACCAACAUCUCAUUUUGAGCAUUGUACUUCUUUAAAUUGUUCUCAUUGUAUGACCUAUUUAGAGAAAAAUAAAUAAUCCGAGACACGGUAUUACAGAGUUUGACAUCUCAAUAAUUUUGCUCACUAAUGCGUGGAAAUCGAUGCAUACGUUUAUAUAACAAACUAAUAUACAUUGUAAUUUUUCUGUUCUGGUAUAAUUCAACAGACAAUUCGUUACAACGGAUAGUUCUAAGUGGCUGUGGUAUAAUAAUUAUAAAUAUUUAAUGCAAUAAUGCCCAUAUAUAAUGACUUUUCGGUCAUAUAUAUCUUGUCCGACAACACAAUUAUAAUAUUGAUUGCAUGUUCCUAUCUGCAACAGUACUUAAUGUAUUGCAGUUAUGUACGUUAACGAGGUCACAUGACUAUAUAUGGUCACAUCUUUUGUCAUAUGUCUUUAUUAUACAAUAGUUGCAUGUUAUAGAUAUAUAUGAGAUCCCAUGGUCCAGUUCCACAAAGUAGAUAAUUAAUAUGCAUGGAUUUCAACCCUGAAAUAAUCAGAUUUGAGGAUAAUCCCAAAAAAAACGAAUUUACCGAGUUUCAUUGAAAUAUGAUGAGUGUACUCAGAAUAUCUGGAUAUUUAUGCAAAUUAGGUAAUAAGUAAGCAUACAAUUUAACCCAAAAAUAAACAUAUUUAUGGCUUAUCUCUCUUAUGGCCCAUCUAUAUACCAAGUUUCAUUGAAAUCUGAUGAGAAAAAGCUAAAAAAAAAUGUGUAUGCAAAUUGGGUGAUUAUUAGCAUUAUCCGAGAGCAUCUAUGCACCAAGUUUCAAUGAAAUCUGUAAUGUUUCAGUGAAAUCUGAUAAUUAUGUGACCCAGGUUCUUUGAACCUCAAAUAUAUCCCCCCUUUGUUAACACUAAUUGAGUUUGUUUAUAUCCAGAAACCUUGUGUAUUCAUUAACAGGGCAUUUGCCUAACUAUUUCGGAUUAGCGCCCUCACAUGUCAAUUGCACUGUCUUGCUUGUGUGACCUUUUUCACCUCUCUAUGAUCUGUUGUUACUUAGGCUAAAUGAAAAUAAAGAUCCGAGAUUAUUAUCAGCAACCACAA